AUGGCAAAGAUGAGCAGAAGCAAGCAAGGGGCAUUGCAGACCAAGCGGAGGAAGCAGCGUGGGGAGGCCGAGUCCGUCGAAAAGCUCAAGACAAAAUGUGCGCAGGAGCAUGGCAAGGCUCACGUGGCGCACUGCAAGGAGUGUUAUGGAGAGGUUGUGGAGACGAUGAGGAGCAGAUACAUCGACUCCAAGGAUGAGUGGUUCUCCGACGACAAGGCUUUUUUGAGCGAUCUCGACGGCUUGUUUGCAAAGGUCAAGAACUUCAGUGAAGACCUCAAAGCCAUUGAGACCCGGAUCGACAAGGAGAAGCAGAAACAUUACCGCGAGUCCCUCCCCAAAUCAGCAGCGGGGCGCGUCGCCGAGGCCUCGAUAGGCAAGGCCGAGUUCCAGGCCGCUCUGGCGGACGAAGAGAAGCCCACGACUGCACUCAUCGAAGAUGUCAGGAGAGCCCUUUAUAAGGGCGUUGACGACGCACCAGGCCUCGAGGAGCUGGCGUCCAAGUUUGAUGACGUGGUUUUCGAGAAAGAGGCAGGUGUUGUCGUUGACGUCUUCUUCCGAGACCCCCGUACCGGCGAGAUUCCAGCAUCAUGCAAAAAGUACGUGGAAAAGCUGCGAUCCGGUGUGCCCAUCGAGGACGUCAUGUUGGCCAUGGCGGCCGACAGACCAGCUAGGUCGCAGGCUUUGGCGAACAUGGACAAGCACAGACGGACGCUUAACGAGCUUAAGAGGGCGCAGGCGGCACAUGAGCAGGAUAAGCUCCUGAAAGCUCAGAAGCGACAGCAACCUCCUCCGCAGGCGCCUCAAGUCAACAAGGAACUAUACGACCUCCCGCCAUGCCUUGCAUGCUCGGGCAAGGUGUCGCCGGACGAGGUCAUUGCGUGCCCGUUGUGCUUGAUCUUUGCCGAGCUGAGCCUGACUAAGAGGACGGUCUUCGACUCAGAGAAGUGCUACGACGAGGCAUAUGAUGAACAUGUUCAAACCGCACACAGUUGCGCCGCCGGCGAGGGAUGCGUUCAACUUAAGGACGAGGAUGAGGAAAUGGGCGGCAACGGCGAGGGGCCAGUCAUCUGCGAGGAGUGUGCGGAACAGCUAGGCCAAAGCAUAGUAUACUGCUCAUCGCGCUGCGCCAGUGCAGAUUUCCAGGAGCACCGGGAAGGCGUUCACAUUCCGAACUGGCAGGGACUCGGCAUCGACCUCGGCACCCAGGGAGAGCAUCUUGUCUACGACAACGACGAGAAGACCAAGUACCACGUGAACGACAUAUCCAAAUUCGUAUGGCGGCUCAGCGAUGCCUUUGAGCGCGUCUUUAAGGGCAACAACCCCGACAUUAAAGAUGUCCAGCACUGA
Messenger RNA from Colletotrichum higginsianum IMI 349063, 1347 nucleotides. RefSeq lists its product as uncharacterized. The transcript is spliced from 2 exons. The record is from RefSeq and is a predicted model, not a curated record. The coding region runs from base 1 to 1347 and encodes 448 amino acids. Lineage: Eukaryota; Fungi; Ascomycota; Sordariomycetes; Glomerellales; Glomerellaceae.